AUGGCGAUUUCUUCCUCUACAACCACCCAAGCCGUCGAUGCUUUGAUCAAAUGGAAGAACACCCAAUCAGAGUCCAACAAUCCACAGUUAUUGCCCCAAGACGACUUCAUUUACCUUAUCGUCACACUCAAAAAAAUCCCACAAAAAGGUGGAAUUAAUGGAGUUAGAACGAACCCUAAUAAAAUCCCUCUCCCGCAUCCCCUCCUGUCUGCCACCUCUUUUUCUGAGCUCUGUCUAAUUGUCGACGAUAGACCGAAAUCAAAGCUCACUUCACAAAUCGCAAAGAAGAAGAUAAAGGAAGACGGAAUCUCGGUCACCAAAGUCAUCAAGCUUUCGAAGCUGAAAAGCGACUACAGGCCUUUCGAAGCAAAACGCAAGCUCUGCGAUUCGUACGAGAUGUUCUUCGCUGACAAAAGGGUAAUUCCACUUCUUCCUAAGUUAUUAGGUAAACAGUUUUUUAAGAAAAAGAAGUUGCCUUUACCUGUUGAUUUGAGUCAUAAGAACUGGAAGGAGCAAAUUGAGAGAGCGUGUUCGUCUGCUUUGCUGUUUUUUAGCACUGGAACGUGCUGUGUGGUUCGUGUUGCUAAGGUAUCGAUGGAGAGAGAUGAGAUUAUCGAGAAUGUAAGUGCUGCCAUUGAAGGAGUUAUUGAGUUUAUUCCAAAGAAGUUAGGUGGUGUCAGGUCUUUGCAUUUGAAGUUUUCAGAGUCUGUUGCAUUGCCUUUGUAUCAAUCUUUGCCUGAUAUUAAGUUGAGAAUCGAAGGACUUAAAGAACAGAAUGUCGAGCAAGAAUUGAUAGAAGUUAAAGAAUCUGGUAAGAAGAAAAAGCUGAAGAAGGAGAGAAUUCAUGAGGCUAACCAUGAUAUGGAAGAAGAUGAAGAUGAAGAUGAAGGAGGGGAGAUUGAAAACAACGAUUCAGAAGUCAAGCCAACAAAGAAGAGUGCUAAAGACAAGAAGGUUGCAAAAGAUUCUGAUAAGAAGAAAAGGAAGGAGAGUUUGGUUGAAGUUAAUAAUCCUACCACAGCUCCAAGCAGUAAAAAGGCAAAGAAAAAGGUGGAGGAAGUAGUGGUAGAAAUUGAGAGAAUGGAAGAGAAGAAAACACCAAAAAAGGGAAAGAUCAAUGAAGAUGAAGGGGGAGAGAUUUUGAACACUGAAGUGAAAUCGGGAAAGAGUGCUAAAGAAAAGAAAAGGAAGGGGAGUGUUGUUGAAGUGAAUGAUGUUAACACAACCCCAAGUGUUAAAAAAUCAAAAAAGAAAGGUGAGAAACCGAAUGGAGAAUCUGGAAAGAAGAAAGGAGGAAGAUCAGCAUCAAGAGGUUAA
This is a messenger RNA of Lactuca saligna, 1317 nucleotides long. NCBI's taxonomy places the organism in Eukaryota, Viridiplantae, Streptophyta, Magnoliopsida, Asterales, Asteraceae. The record is from the annotation of a GenBank genome assembly.